AUGACAUUCGAGGUGUCUUCACGCGGCGGCAGGUUCCCCCUUGUCGCCUUUUCACUGCAGUCCCCUACCCCCGCACCUACUCCUGCACCAACUCCAGCCUCUACUCCUGCACCAACUCCUGCACCUACCCCCGCACCAACUCCUGCACCAACUCCAGCCCCUACUCCUGCACCAACCCCUGCCCCUACUCCAGCACCAACUCCUGCACCUACUCCUGCACCUACCCCCGCACCUACUCCUGCACCAACUCCAGCCCCUACCCCCGCACCUACUCCUGCACCAACUCCAGCCUCUACUCCUGCACCAACUCCUGCACCUACCCCCGCACCAACUCCUGCACCAACUCCAGCCCCUACUCCUGCACCAACCCCUGCCCCUACUCCAGCACCAACUCCUGCACCUACUCCUGCACCUACCCCCGCACCUACCCCUGUACCGACAACGACGAUCACACCCGUAUGCAGCGGUAUCGAAGACAACGUCGACUACUUCGGGCACGACAUUGAUUCAACGUCUCAGUCGUCUGCUGAAUUCUGCUGCUCUGACUGCAAAGCCACUGCUGGGUGUAGGCUAUUUGUCUGGACAGACUACAAUGGGGGGACCUGUUGGUUGAAGAGCGAAGUUGGGGCCAAGUCUUUCGUCGCUGGAGCCAAGGCUUCGAUUGUGGUGACUACCCCAGCCCCUACUCCUGCACCCACCCCGUCGAUCACACCCGUGUGCAGCGGUAUUGAAGACAACGUCGACUACUUUGGAAACGACAUUGCUUCAACGUCUCAGUCGUCUGCUGAAUUUUGCUGCUCUGACUGCAAAGCCACUGCUGGGUGUAACCUGUUUGUCUGGACAGACUACAAUGGGGGGACCUGUUGGUUGAAGAGCGAAGUUGGGGCCAAGUCUUUCGUCGCUGGAGCCAAGGCUUCGAUUGUGGUGACUACCCCAGCCCCUACUCCUGCACCCACCCCGUCGAUCACACCCGUGUGCAGCGGUAUUGAAGACAACGUCGACUACUUUGGAAACGACAUUGCUUCAACGUCUCAGUCGUCAGCUGAAUUUUGCUGCUCUGACUGCAAAGCCACUGCUGGGUCUGCCAUCGUCGAGGCGUCUUGCAGUCAACAAGUGGACGUGGAUUACCUUGGAAAUGACAUUGCCAGUUCCCAGCGGGCAUCCAGUGACAGUUGUUGCGAGGAUUGCAAGGGAACGAGUGGCUGCCUAGCGUACUCGUGGACCGACUACAACGGCGGCACGUGCUGGCUCAAGUCUGCUACGGGCUCGCCGAUUCCCCGAGUAGGAGUGGUCUCAGGCGUACUCUUCUAA
Messenger RNA from Aphanomyces astaci, 1311 nucleotides. RefSeq lists its product as hypothetical. Gene Ontology annotation, cellular component: extracellular region. NCBI's taxonomy places the organism in Eukaryota, Oomycota, Saprolegniomycetes, Saprolegniales, Verrucalvaceae. The record is from RefSeq and is a predicted model, not a curated record. Gene Ontology annotation, biological process: proteolysis. The transcript is spliced from 3 exons. The coding region runs from base 1 to 1311 and encodes 436 amino acids. Gene Ontology annotation, molecular function: protein binding.